AUGAGCAUUGUGGUGCGGUUUGCGAACUACAUCAUCUCAAGAAGGAAGGUUGUGGUAAAGGGCCUGCCGACGAGCGAGGAGCGCGCGGCGGCGCAGAAGCUAAUCUUGCGCUUGGUGCAACGAGAGGCGUUCCAGACCGAGCUGCUGGCGUUGAAGGAGAACCACUCGCACCGUUUGCGAGGACUGAACCCGUUCUUCGAUCCUGACGACGGCCUUCUGAGAGUUGGCGGUCGAAUCAAACAAGCUUUCGUGCCGUACGACAGCCGGCACCAGAUCCUGAUGCCUGCCAAGCACCCUGUCACGGAAUCGUUCAUCCGCUACGAGCACGUGAAGAACCUCCACGUGGGCCAGAAGGGUCUGCUUGCGCUGAUACGCCAACGCUUAUGGCCGAUGAACGUCAAGACGACUAUCCGGAAGGUGAUUCGGGGAUGCGUGACGUGCUUCCGAGUCAACCCGAUGAAAACGGCCCAGCUGAUGGGAGACCUCCCGUCCUACCGAGUACAACCGGCCCCUGCGUUCUUCCACACCGGUGUCGAUUUCGCAGGACCGUUCCUGAUCAAGUCGCUGACCGCAGCACGAAGGCCGAUGAUGACGAAGGGGUACGUGUCCCUCUUCGUGUGUAUGAGCACGCGAGCUAUACACCUGGAACUGGUCUCAAGUCUCACGACGGAUGCCUUCCUCGCCGCCUUGCGGCGGUUCACUGGACGUCGAGGCCUGGUGAACAAGAUGCACUCCGACAACGCAACCAACUUCGUUGGGUCGGAGACCGAACUCGAGCGACUGGCCAAGUUGUUCGCCGAGGAGCAGCACAUCGAAAGGGUGGAGGAGUUCUGCAGCAGCCACGGAAUCACCUGGAGCUUCAUCCCGCCGCGCAGUCCGCACUUCGGUGGGAUCUGGGAAGCUGGGGUGAAAUCGGUCAAGCAUCAUCUUAAGCGAGUAGUAGGCAACCAGAAACUCACCUUCGAAGAGCUGACUACCGUGCUGGUGCAAAUUGAAGCCGUGCUGAAUUCGCGGCCCUUGACGCCGUGCUCGGACGACCCGAACGAUUUGACCGCAGUGACUCCAGCACACUUUUUGAUCGGGCGAGAGAUGCGCGCGGUUCCCGAGCCGUCCUACCUCCACCUGAAGCAGUCGACGCUGUCCCGCUGGCAACACGUGCAGGCAAUGCAGCAGCAGUUCUGGAAGAGGUGGAUUGCAGAGUAUUUGCCGGAGCUGCAGAACCGCCAAAAGUGGUUCAAAACUACCAAGAUCCAGCCGGGCGCUUUGGUGCUGAUCAGCGACCCGAACGCUCCGCCGAUGCAGUGGCAACUUGGUCGAAUCAUCGCGCUGCAUCCCGGAAAGGACGACGUCACCAGGGUGGUGACACUACGAACGGCGAAGGGCGAGUGCAAGCGAGGCGUGACGGAGAUUUGCUUGCUUCCGCUGGACCAGGAGACGACCGAGGAGGAUUGA
This is a messenger RNA of Culex quinquefasciatus (southern house mosquito), 1452 nucleotides long. RefSeq lists its product as uncharacterized. The record is from RefSeq and is a predicted model, not a curated record. NCBI's taxonomy places the organism in Eukaryota, Metazoa, Arthropoda, Insecta, Diptera, Culicidae. Gene Ontology annotation, biological process: DNA integration. Gene Ontology annotation, molecular function: nucleic acid binding. Bases 1 to 1452 code for a protein of 483 amino acids. The transcript has a single exon.